Lactuca sativa (garden lettuce) is the source of this 567-nucleotide messenger RNA. RefSeq names its product histone H3.2. The record is from RefSeq and is a predicted model, not a curated record. Gene Ontology annotation, cellular component: nucleosome. Gene Ontology annotation, molecular function: DNA binding; protein heterodimerization activity; structural constituent of chromatin. NCBI's taxonomy places the organism in Eukaryota, Viridiplantae, Streptophyta, Magnoliopsida, Asterales, Asteraceae.
UCAAUCUCUCAUUCCUGCAAUUUACAAACUCUCAAUUGUUUAUUUGAUAGAGAUGGCAAGAACUAAGCAAACUGCCCGGAAAUCAACCGGGGGCAAAGCACCAAGGAAGCAGCUUGCGACAAAGGCGGCAAGGAAAUCUGCGCCGGCUACUGGAGGAGUGAAGAAGCCACACAGAUUCAGGCCAGGAACGGUCGCCCUCAGGGAAAUCCGUAAAUACCAGAAGAGCACCGAGUUGUUGAUCCGUAAGCUUCCCUUUCAGAGGCUUGUGAGGGAAAUUGCUCAGGAUUUCAAGACGGAUCUGAGGUUUCAAAGCAGUGCUGUGGCUGCGCUUCAGGAGGCGUCUGAGGCUUAUUUGGUAGGAUUGUUCGAGGAUACUAAUUUGUGUGCGAUUCAUGCCAAGAGGGUUACGAUUAUGCCCAAAGACAUGCAAUUGGCAAGAAGGAUUAGAGGUGAGAGGGCUUAGAUUUUAUGCAAAUGUUGUUCUGGUUGUUCAUAAAAGUUGCUCUUUGAUCCAAAUUGUUCCCAAAAUGUAUCGCUAUUAAUGAUAUUGAUAUUGUUCUUGAAGAA